UAUAUUGAUUUAUAUUUACGUGGUGGUGUUUAUAUUGAUUUAUAUUUACGUGGUGGUGUUUAUAUUGAUUUAUAUUCACGUGGUGGUAUUCAAUUAUAUUGA
Messenger RNA from Adineta steineri, 102 nucleotides. The record is from the annotation of a GenBank genome assembly. NCBI's taxonomy places the organism in Eukaryota, Metazoa, Rotifera, Eurotatoria, Adinetida, Adinetidae.